This is a messenger RNA of Harpegnathos saltator (Jerdon's jumping ant), 2033 nucleotides long. RefSeq lists its product as uncharacterized. Gene Ontology annotation, molecular function: single-stranded DNA binding. The transcript is spliced from 5 exons. The record is from RefSeq and is a predicted model, not a curated record. The coding region runs from base 72 to 635 and encodes 187 amino acids. Gene Ontology annotation, biological process: double-strand break repair via homologous recombination. NCBI's taxonomy places the organism in Eukaryota, Metazoa, Arthropoda, Insecta, Hymenoptera, Formicidae. Gene Ontology annotation, cellular component: Shu complex.
GCGAAUCCAGCGACAAACGUAACAUCGAACUGUCGUCAAAAUUUGCGCAUAUCUCGGGUCACCAUAUAGUUAUGUUCUGGAAGAAUAUCAAGACCACAUUAUUGUGUGGCCCGAAAGAACUGAGCAAGUCUUUCAUGUUCGAGGCCGCGAUAUAUUGGGCCGAGGAAGGACGACGUGUCGUUUAUAUUGCGCCAGCACCACUGGAGAGACAGCCGGCGGCCUGUCACGACAGAGGCAAUCCAGCAGUCGCGGCUCUCAAGCUGAUGAGAUUUAUCUACCUGUCGGAUUACGAGAGUCUCGCGGAGCAACUCGUCAAGUUGCACACCUAUGCGGCCGUGCCGUCCGUACUUCUGAUAGACGACUUGGACAAUUACCUUAAUGACGACGCUGCCGGAAAUGAUGCGAGCGCGCACAUUGCCAAAACCUGCGCCCUCAUACACCACUCGAUGAAAUCAUGCGCGCGGGCUCUGAAAAUAAACUUGUCAGAAGUGGAAGACGGAAAGGCGAUACUGUUGGAAGGAUCCACGGUCGGAUCACCGUCGAAACAAUCGUACAAGUAUCUGAAAUUCGAGGACGGAAUGCGCGUUCUUCAACAAGUGCUGUGCGAUCCGGUGGAGACCAAUGAUACGCAGUGACGUUUUUGCCCGGUAAGAUUUACCGCUUCUGCAAUAAGAACGUAAGGAGGAUUUCUGAGGAAUCAUUAUGCGUAUACUGUUGACCGCGGCAAAAGUGUUACCACGCGACUUCGUGUGUGUAUGUAUGUGUGUGUGUGUGUGUGUUUAUGCAUGCUGUUGAUAAGGAAUAUUCGCGGCAUUCUCAGAUAUAUAUUUCGUCGUGAUCGCUGUUGCUUAGCGCCUGCAACCGUGGCAACCCGGUUGUUACACAAUCCGUGAGUGUAGGUCCACCAGCCUAAUGAGGCAAGCAUUUCAUUCACGAAAAAUUCGUUCUGCACGAGAUAUACACCCGCGAACAAUGAUUCUAAUCGUGCUCUUCUAAUUGGCACGAAUCAAGUUUAAAGUGUCGCUUACACACUUGGAUGUGUUUGUGCAAAUUCAUGCGGACGAUUCUGGCGAUUCGCUCGAGUGUGCGAAGCGGCGUGUAAACGCCAGCAAUUUGAGCUUGGUGCGAAAAUCUUGCGUUUAAGGAAAACUCGGUUCGUGUAAAUCUCGUCAAAGUGUCAGAGAAGGAUACAUCAGUGGAUAGCACAAACGCUCUUGAACACGCGCGAACACGUGUGAACGGAUAUGUUUGCCAUCAACCUCGGAUGUAAUGCAUACGUAGAUGAUGAUGCAUCGCUUCUAUCGCUCGAUUCUAUUUUAAGUAUAUUUCUAAUUGACGCGACACACACACACACACACAGAGAGAGAGAGAGAGAGAGAGAGAGAAAACUUUUUUUUCAACGGGCGCUAGAGUCUACAUCUUUUGCGCUCUUUUUAAUUCUCCGAGUCCGCUCGGCGUCUUCUUAACAUUCUUAAUGUAAAUCGCGGCUAAUGACGGCGCAAAAAUAGUCGUACCGUCUCUAUAUUUAGCAUAACCGAGAAAAGUAGAGACAGAGAGAUGACUCGAAAACACUCGAGGUGUUUUCAAACAAAUAGGCCAGGGUAAAGAGACUACGCUGAUCCCAGAAGAAUAGCUCCAAUUAGUGUGAGCUGAUGCUGAGGAAGAAAGAGCUCAUAAUACACGUUUACACGCAGCCUGAAACCAUGUUUGCGCCCGUAUACGAUGUACAUUCACGGCAACGUCAGAGGGGACGACAAGACGAGUGCGGACUGAGGCUGAUUUUGAUUUUUGUAAUGGGCCGUUCAAUUCACGCGAUAUCGAGCGCGGACGAAUUACGCGUGAGCUCAUAGUGCGCGAGCCGAGUGCAAGGUGAAAGUGCAAAGUUUGUAUGAAGUGACUGGAUUCGAUCGUUCGGUCCUGCGAAGCAACGGUAAACCAUCUCAGCGGGUGAUGAAGCGAAGGGAAGCGGUGGCAGCGAGGGAACGCAGGAGAGAGAGAGAGAGAGAGAGAGAGAGAGAGAGAGAGAGAGAGAG